Messenger RNA from Periophthalmus magnuspinnatus, 2701 nucleotides. RefSeq names its product SH3 and cysteine-rich domain-containing protein 3. NCBI's taxonomy places the organism in Eukaryota, Metazoa, Chordata, Actinopteri, Gobiiformes, Gobiidae. Bases 304 to 1302 code for a protein of 332 amino acids. Gene Ontology annotation, cellular component: extrinsic component of cytoplasmic side of plasma membrane. Gene Ontology annotation, molecular function: protein binding. The transcript is spliced from 13 exons. The record is from RefSeq and is a predicted model, not a curated record. Gene Ontology annotation, biological process: positive regulation of voltage-gated calcium channel activity; positive regulation of protein localization to plasma membrane; skeletal muscle contraction.
CCACCUGUCACCAGCACUCACCCCGACCGGUCCUCCAGCAUUUGGUCCAACACAGUCCUGCUAACCCUGAGUUCAAGAAAACACACACAAGCUUAGCCUAGUUCACACCAAGAAGCCACAGAGAAUCUCUACACAAGCUAACACUGGGAUUGUAUUUAAGUUACAUUUUUGAAGUGAUAUUGAAGUGAGGAGGGAUUUUGAUUGGUUAGUUUUAUCUUAAUUUUGUGGGACAGUUUUGAGGAGAAUCUCGUGUACUUCCUGUGUCAAGAUUUUAGAGACUCUACAUCUGAUCUUCAUCCCAUCAUGGACGGGGAGGAUGACAAGCACUCAGUGGACAUCCAUGACAACCCUCCACAGCCCGAUAACUUUGUGAAGGAGGACGGAGGGGAGACAGUGUACUUCAUCUAUGAGGAGGAGGUGGAGGUGGAGGAGAAGGAGCCCGAGCCUCCUUCUGAGCCCGUGGUCAUGGUCAAUGAUAAACCACACAAGUUCAAGGACCAUUACUGCAAGAAGCCCAAGUUCUGUGACGUGUGUGCGCGGAUGAUCGUCUUGAAUAACAAGUUUGCUCUGAGGUGUAAAAACUGUAAAACCAACAUCCACCAUGCGUGUCAGUCCUAUGUGGAGUUUCAGAAGUGUUUUGGAAAAAUUCCUCCAGGAUUCCGACGGGCGUACAGCUCUCCUCUGUACAGCAGCGACAUCCCCGACCCCAACAAUGUGAACAGGAACGACCCCGUAUUCGACACACUGAGAGUGGGGGUCAUCAUGGCCAACAAGGAGCGCAAGAAAGGAGAGAACGACAAGAAGAAUAUUAUGAUGAUGGAAGAGGAGGAGGAGGAGAACCAGCAGCCCAAAGAGAAUGAAGAAGGAGGGGAAGGAAAGCCCGACGACAAGAAAGACAAAGGAGGAGACAAGGCCGAUGAUAAGGCUAAGGCCUUCUCUCAGUCACAUUACUACCUGGCUCUGUACCGCUUUAAGGCCAUCGAGAAGGAUGACCUCGACUUCCACCCUGGAGACCGGAUCACAGUGCUGGACGACUCCAAUGAGGAGUGGUGGAGGGGUAAAAUGGGGGAUAAGACCGGAUACUUCCCCACAAACUACCUGAUCAAAGUCAAAGCCUCAGAGAGAGUGUAUAAAGUCACACGUUCCUUCGUGGGCAACAGAGAGAUGGGCCAGAUCACACUCAAGAAGGACCAGAUUGUGGUGAAGAAAGGUGACGAGAAGGGCGGCUACCUAAAGGUCAGCACUGGACGAAAGCUUGGAUACUUCCCAGCCGAUCUGCUCCAAGAGAUCACUGUCACAUAAAAACAUACAAUAGUGUUUUAUUUACACAAGUUAUUAUUGGGUUCAGGCAUAACAACCUCCUACAUCAGUAUUUAGUGGAGAUGGAUCCAGGUACAAUCCAUGAGAUAUAAUAGAGUCUAGAGAGACAGUCACCAUGGUAACCAGCAUCCAUCCCUGAGGUAAAGCAUAAGUGACCAAUGAGCUCCUUCGUUUCAUAUGUGUCACUGAAAAAAACUAAUCUGAUCACGUUUGACCGGGUUUGAGAUGUAAGGGAGGACGUGAGGACCAGACUGAUAUCAAUCUGUAUAAAAAUACUAAUGCCUAUGUUCUACCAUACUAAUGUAAAACAAAACAAAACAAAAAAUCUUGAAAAAUUUGUAAUUAGAAUUUUGCUGCUUUUACAGUCACACGAUGACUCUCGCAAUAGUUGCCACAAUAACACAAUAUAUGAUCUCUCUAACCUUUAUUAAAUGAUCAGAUUUAUCAUUCUUAAUAAAAUGCAGUAUAAAUGAUAGAGGGUCACUGGAGUCCACCUGAGAGAGGGAUGUCAAAAUUAUAGAAUCUGAAAACAUCCAAAUAUGGGUGGUGUGCAAUAAGAUAUACUAGAAUAACUAAUGUUAGAGCACUAUUUUAUAUAAGACAUGCAAAUAAUGGUGAAAGCUUAUUUAUAGACAAGUUAUCAACAUAUAUAUUUUUAAAAAUAGCUCACAAAUGACCUGUUUGCACUAUGGAUGGUAUUCUCUUCAUAAUCUAAAUAAUAAACCUGAAGUGCACUUAUAUCACUUGUUUUUAUUAUGAAAGCACCUUUGCCUGAUCAACACAUUCACUACACAGAUAAUCAGGUAAUGUGCCACUGGCCAGUACAAUAUUACACAGAUAUCAGCUUCAUUUUACAUCAUGAAAUGUAUAUUUACAGCCUGACAUAUGGUGAUUAACAGUGCUGGAAAGUAAAUGAAUAUAUGUACCGAAAAUACACAUUCUGAAUACUAAUUUGAACUAAAUGUAUUCUGGUACAGUUACUCUUUCAUUUGGUGGUAUUCAGAAUACAGUUACUUUUCUAAAUGAAAAGGAAUACAUGACUGUACUUCAUUAUGCAAUUUUUGGCUUUGAAUUGCACAGUAUUAGCGAGGGGGGAAAAAAAACAAAACACAAAGCUUUUUCAGUGUGUGCAUGUCUCAUUUUUCAUCUUAUAAUUAGACAUGAAUUAUUGUAUAAUGUAAUGUAUAAAAAUCAAGCUGUUUGGAAUUAUAUUUAUGUUUUUUUGUUUUUUCCCACUAUAAUAUAAUGCAACUCAGAGUAUUCAGAGUACAGUACUCUGACAUGUAAUGAAUACCUUACAAAAUACAUUUUAAUAUGGGCAUUUGUAACUAAAUACAUUUUCAAAGUAUUCUUUCCAUCACUGGUGAAUAAAAUAUUAGAC